Messenger RNA from Leptopilina boulardi, 2815 nucleotides. RefSeq names its product E3 ubiquitin-protein ligase LRSAM1-like. Bases 35 to 2179 code for a protein of 714 amino acids. The record is from RefSeq and is a predicted model, not a curated record. The transcript has 13 exons. Gene Ontology annotation, molecular function: protein binding. NCBI's taxonomy places the organism in Eukaryota, Metazoa, Arthropoda, Insecta, Hymenoptera, Figitidae.
UGUAAUCAUCCGCUGUCAUGACCAGUACAAAACAAUGUCUCUGUCAAAAAAAAUAACAACCAUGAGUAAUAAAGCACGAUUGGAACAUAAAUUAUAUUUGGCAAGAGAAACUCCUGAACCUGUAUUUGAUAUUUCGGAAUGUUCAUUAAAACAGGUGCCAUCGGGAACUUAUUCAUUGUGCAAAGUGUUUCGAAAAAAGACACUUUUAUUAAAUAAUAACAAAUUAAGUUCACUUUCAGGUGGAGGUGCCUUAAGUGAUCUUUCACUUUUAACUGUUUUAGAUCUCAGUUCAAAUGAAUUAAAUAAUUUGCCUUCUGAUGUGAGAAAUCUCGUUUCUCUUGAGAAAUUAUAUCUUCAAGAUAACAAUUUAAAAAAAUUGCCAAAUGAAAUUGUGAAUUUAGGAAACUUAAAUAUAUUAAAUGUUUCAAAAAAUAAUUUAAAAGAAUUACCAGAAUUAAUAGGAGAACUGAGAAAGCUCACAAUUCUAAAUUUUAGUUUUAAUAAAGCCAUUAAAUGCCUACCAAAGUCUUUAGGUUACGCACAAAAAAUAAUACAAUUAGAAUUAGAUGGAUUAAAUCUUUUAUAUCCUCCAAAGGAUAUUAUCGAUGGUGGUGCAAUUGUGAUUAUAGCAUUUUUAUCAAUUGAAUGUGGUAUUGAAUAUAAUCCUGAGGAAAUAAUUGUUGAGACUGAGCAAAUAAAAAAUGUAAAUAGUGAACAAGUUAAAACUUUUUAUCAAAAUAAGGACAACGAUACUCAGGCAACUCUAAUUCUACUAGCAAAAGCAAAGGAACAAAGGCAAAGUGCACUUUUGGAAGUUGAAAGAAAUAUGAAAGAACAAAAAGAAUUGGAAUUGGGAUUACAAUCAAUGUUGAAAAAUAAUAAGAAAAAGCUUUUGGAAGAUCUUGUAUUACAACAAACACAAUUGGAACAAGAAAUUGUUAAGGUUCAACAAGAAAGAGAUCUCAAUAAAGCAAAAUUAAUUUCCCAUAUUUAUGACGCUGAAAAAGAGGCGGAUGCAGUGAUAAAACAAUUUCUUAAGACUAGUGAAGAAGAAAGACUUACUCAAGCAACAUUAACCGAGCAAGAAAAACGAGAAGAAAUUCAAUUGCUCAAUGCAAGUUGUUCACAGCAUUUACUUCGAACAAAAGAUACACUCAUUUCAAUGGAAGAACUUUUGGAAGAAGAAUUAAUUAGGGAAAAUAGACUAGCAGAAUAUGCAAAAUUUCGCGAUUAUACAGCUCGUUCUUUAUUAAGCAUUGAAGUGAAAAAUAACGAUAAUCUCAUGCAAAUUAUGAAAAAUCAAGAGCGAAAUAGACAGGACUUAAUCGAAAGAUUGAGAAAAGAUGAAGCAUUACAAAAAGCUGCCGUUGCUGCUUUAUUGGAACUCAGUGAUGCAAGAUCUUGGAGUAUAGUUCAACAAGUGAAUUUAGUUCAAUCACAACUUGCAACGCUGACAAAUAUUGAAUUGGAAAGAAGAAAACUCGAGAUGAAUCAACAGCUUAACGAUAUUGCUGACAAACGAGUGACAUUAAGUGCAAUACUUUUGGAUCUUUUGGAUCAACAAGAGAAACGAAGAGAAGAACUUUUGGAUACAAUCAAACAUAUUGAAGAAUAUCGAGACACAAAUCCGACGAGAAGAAGUAGUUUAUUCUGGUUAAUGCAAUAUCAAUCGCUAAUGGAAGCAAGACCUCAAGGAUUAUUGGAAACAUUGGAACCAACAUUAGUUCGACAUGUUGCAAUAGCAGGUGUUUUACAUUGUUUGCCAUUUUUAACAACUUUGCCAUCGAUGUUACCUUAUAUUGAUGACGAACAAUUGAAAGCAAUUGGAAUCAACAGUGACGCCGAUAGAUCAGCAAUUAAAUUAGCGGCGGAAAAUUAUUUGUCGGAGAAAAAAUUAAAUUCAAUAAAUGAAUCAAUAAUCAUUCCAUCGGCACCAAGAGAAGAUCUUCCUUCUGCUCCACCAGAAGAAAAACCAUGUACAAGUACAUCUAUCGAAGAAAAUUCCACACAACGAAUGAAUACAACAGAAUGUGUUGUUUGCAUGGAUUUACAAUGUGACGUAAUAUUCUUUCCCUGUGGACAUCUUUGCUGUUGCGCAAUUUGUACAGAAAUGAUAACAUCAGAAUGUCCAAUGUGUCGAUGUGAAAUAACUCGAAAAAUAAGGGUCAUUCAGCCUUAAAAAAAAAAAAAAAUUUCUUUUUCUUUUAAGAAAAAUUACUCCAAAAAAAAAGACGAUUUCAUAUAUUCAAAAAGUAGAAGCAUUUUUAAUCUUCAUGUAAAUAGAAAAGCUAGAGUAGAUUUGUAUUUUUCGAAAGUAAUUAAAAUUAAAUACCAAAAAAAUUUAUAGUAUCUUUUUUUUAAAAAAAAAGAUUAAUAGAAAAGUUUUUGUAUUUAGUAUUUUUUUAUCAGAAUUUUAAUUUUUUGUUAUUUAUAUUUCGAAAGUAGAUAAAAUCUAAUUCGGCGAAAUUUUAUUUUUAAAAUUAUUGUAGUGCCUCUUAUUAAAAAAAUUUAUAAAACAAACUAUAACAGUGAUAUAAUAUUGAAAACUAAAAAAUAAGGCUUAUGUGUAUUCAAUUUCAGUGCUUUUCAUAAAUUUUAUUUCACAAAUAAAAAAACGAAAUGUUAAACUAUUUAAAAAAAAAAAGGGCCUGAAAGUUAUUUUUUUUUUUUUCAAAGUUGCACAAAUCGCUUAUAAUGUAAGCCAAGUUAUUUAUAAAUUAACAUUUUUUAAAAAAAGACAAUUUGUAUCUUAUUCUAUAUACUUGUAAAUAUACAAUCAAAACAAAUAUUUGUAUUUUUAAUGUCUACAUUAAAC